Styela clava is the source of this 6017-nucleotide messenger RNA. RefSeq names its product DENN domain-containing protein 1A-like. Gene Ontology annotation, molecular function: phosphatidylinositol phosphate binding; guanyl-nucleotide exchange factor activity. Gene Ontology annotation, cellular component: cytosol; intracellular membrane-bounded organelle. Lineage: Eukaryota; Metazoa; Chordata; Ascidiacea; Stolidobranchia; Styelidae. The record is from RefSeq and is a predicted model, not a curated record. Gene Ontology annotation, biological process: endocytosis; endocytic recycling.
AGUAUUUCCUACGAUAUGGUACUGAAGUAGCGGGCGAUUGUGUGUAUAACUUUAUUAAUUCAUGUCAUUUGACCCCGUAGCUGAAACAGACUGAGAUACUGCUGUAAUGACGUCAGGACGUCGGAAUUCUGGUUGCUUGGCUCAGCAAAGACAAUAAGUACAAUUCCCUACCGGUGCCCUAUUUCUUGAAUGGCCUAUAAACAGGUAGUACCGAUACCGGUAAAGCAGAAAAUGAGUGUACUGUAAAGAACAUACAGACAUAAGCUAGGCUUUUUUACUGGGAUGUUUUGAUAGGCUACUGCUGUACUGGGAUAUACAGAUAUGUAAAUCAUGGAAGCAAAACUUCCUAAUCCUAUUGUCCUGACUCCUAGUGCAGUCAGUCAGUAGUGCAAUACAGAAAUCUGGAAAUUGACUUUUGUCCAUGGUAUCACAAACUGAAUUGUUUUGUUAUUAGUUAUUUUAAAUAAUAUUUAUAUAAAUCACAUGCAUCUCGAUCGCAAUAUUAUUCUAACUUAUUUCAUUGAUUAAAUGCAUGCAUUCGAAACCACUAUUUCCUUAUUUUUCUCUCAAAAUACUACUAAAAUGACUACCGGUACUGUCAAUUGAUUUUAACCUAACUUCAAUAGAAUCAAAUCCAAUACCUGGAAUAACUGCUUAGAAAUGUUCAAAUACUGAAAUAUAUUUGUGCUUACAGAUAUUUUUUUUUAUAAUGGAGCAUACAUAAUUGAUAUUUCAAGUGUUGGAAAUACUUCAUAAAAAAUGGAUACUCAAAAUGGUGAAGAAUCUAAAAUCUUUCACUGCUUUUUUAUUGCAAAUUUGGGCAUUGAUGAAAUAUCAGCACCAAUCUACUUUUAUCCCAAAGAUGCAUCAGACAAUAAAGAGCUUCGUCAAUACCAGAAAUUUUGUUUUCCAUUCAAAAAAUCUGACAUAUCUGCAAUCGGCCAGAGACAUCAGCAUUUUGCGUUCAUGUUGACUGAUUUAGAUAAAACUCAUACAUAUGGUUUUUGUAAACUGGUGGACAGUGGUCGGCAGUGUUACUGUUUUAUUAGUCCUCUUCCGUGGUUUGAGAUAUUUUAUAAAUUUUUGAACUGUGUUCGGACUAUUCAUAGUCGAAAUGAUUUGAAUACCCUCCAGUUACUUUUGGACGAUUUGUACCUAAUGCCGAUACCAAAACCAAAAGUAAUAGUUAAUGUUAGCAGUUCGUUAACAUUCUGCGCCCCAGAUGAAAACGACCUGCCAUCGAUUCCCGAAAAUCGAAAUAUGAUGGAAUAUAUUUCAGCAAUCCAUCCGAAAAAUAUGUUGGAAAUAUUCGCAGCUCUCAUGUUCGAAAGGAGAAUUAUUUUUGCAGCGACGAGUUUGAGUAUUUUGACCGGUUGUAUUUUUGCGGCAGAAGCCCUAUUGUUUCCCCUAACUUGGCAACACAUUUUUAUCCCUUUGUUGCCGCAAGAUAUAAUAGACUAUUGUCAUGCACCAAUGCCAUUUAUUGUUGGUUUACAUGCUUCACUAUUACCAUUAGUUCAACAAUCUGCAUUGUCUGAUGGAGUUGUUAUCGUUGAUAUUGAUGAAAAAACUGUUACUACACCAUACGAUGAUUUGGACAAUAUGCCAAGUGAAGCAACGUCAUUUUUACGCUCACAUUUAGGAAAGCCAAAUAUAGCUGUCGGAACUAAUUUAGCUGAAGCAUUUCUCAAAACACAAGCAAGGUUAAUUGGAGGAUAUAGGAGUGCUCUAAAAUUCAGAAUGGGUGAGUCUAUCGUUUUUGACGACGAAAAAUUUAUUGAACUUCAUAAAGUCGGGAGUCGCAGAAAUUUUGCAGAAUCGUUAGUGCAAUUACAAACAUUUAGAGAAUUUGUUGACAAACGAAUGGAAAUGCUUAAUAAUGGUAUCGGAUUUCGUGACGCUUUCGAAAACGAGGUUACAGAAUUACAACGUCAUAAUGGAGAAAAUGGGAAUGCAAUGUAUAAAGAAUGGUUGACUGUUAGUCGAAAAGGAAAUGAGUUCAUUUAUAACGUGAAAAAGCAUGCAAAAUCUAAUAUGAAAUCAGCAAGAGAAAGUGCGCGUCAAAGCAUGCGUGAUAUGAAAAUUGCAGUGAAAGAGAUCCAAAAAGAAAAAGAAGCUUCUUCGCCUCGUCCAUCCUCGUUAAAGAGCAGACAAUCGUUACGUGAAAAUAUUCGUCCAAUGAGGCCCCCACGUCCUCCACCACCUCGACCAAUUCCAGAAAGUCCAUCAGAAUCGCCGGAGUCAAAACACAAACCCACACGACCCCCACCUCCAAAACCAACUCGCCGAUAUAAUUUAAUCGACAAUGACUUUGAUAGCAUCGACCAUAAUAGGACUGUUAAUAACAACAACUCGUUAGAAAUCAUGGCAACGCCAAAUGAUGUUACUCCUGAGCGGGAAUCUAAUUCUAGUCUGCUUAUUGACCUAUCUGAUUGGCAAACUUCCACUAAUAAGAACUUUGACAAAUUGUUUAAUAACGACGCUUGGGAUAAAGCAGCACAAGGUCAAACUGCUGUGAAUUCCGAGCAAAAAAUGAGCGGUUUUGAAAACGAACUUUUCAAUUUCUCAGAGGAAAGUACUCAAACUUCAAAAACUAUUCUUCCAAAACAUCGUACAAGUUCUAUUCGCCGAGCCGAACACGUAAAAUCUCGCCCUCUGCAAAUUGUUGAACGUCAACAAGAAUUACCUGAUGGUGAACUUUUGUUGGGCCUGUUUGAUAAUAAUAACAAAAGCUCUAAUGAACAAUCAAAAUCAUCCAUGGACUUCAAUUGGGAAUCUUUUGAAAAUUCAAACACUAAAGAUAUCAAGACUAAAGUUUCAACUCAAUCUACGAAGUCCAUCGAUGGCCCAUUGAUAUCAUUUGAUUAGCUUCGUAUCUAGGUCAAAAAAGAUAUGCAGAGUUGAAAUUCAUAAAAAUCCCUUGAAAAAUGGGUAAUCUAUCCAAAUAGUAAGGAUUUGGACUUUCCAAACUCAGUCAUUCUAUACAUCCAACUGGUUACUUGGCCAGACAUAUUUUGCUCUGUAGCAGUCACUGAUAUACAAGGAUCUACUUUAUUUUAGAAGCAACAGAAUACUUUUGACUGAACUGAGAAAUUUAUUGAGAAAACAGUUUGGCUAAAUUUAUAUGAAUAAUUGGAUAUUUCUAAUGGGGCUGGCUCCAUAUGAAAUAUUUUCAUAUAAUGCUAGGGGUGAAUAAAGCAUAGUCAAGUUUUAUUGGUAAAUUUCAUAACAAACUUUGCAUUAGAUUUGUCAAAGUCAGACAAAGUGGUGUACCUACUAAUAUCUCGGCAUAAACAGUGCAGUGCACUUCGAGAAGUUAUUAUUAUUUACUUGUCUUUCUUCUGGUUUGUAUGAGUUUGCAAAAGUAUUCUCCAAAUAUAAUAAUUUUGGUAUGAUAGAAUUCAAUGUUACAAUUGAUUUGGAUUAUUUAAAUUAUAUUCUACUGUAUUCAAAUAUAACUUUUCUUACAGUAAAAUCAUGAUAUAAAUUUGACCUGAAUAAAAUAGUAUAUUUUACCUAAAGAUAUAGAAAUUUCAAUUCCGCAUUUGAACUUUUGACUUUUGAGUAUAUUUUCAUGAAUUUGUUCGAAUUUUAUUUCAACAAAUCUCUUGACAUCCCAACCUAAAAUAGUCAAUGUAAUAUUUUUUGUAAAUUAAAUUAUCUACCUAGCUGCCAAUCAGAGUUUAUUGACGUUGGUUUACUUUUUUUUCAUUGUCAUCCAUAUGCAUUAUAUAUUAUUAUAACAAUGUUUCAUAAUGUAUAUAAUAUUACAAUUUAUUAUGUUGUUAACGAUAUUUCAUAACAUUUAAAUUCUACUACUACUAAAAUAUUCGCUUUAUUCCUUUUUUCAUUAAUUGUUUCGUUUAAAAUAAUCUAUCAUCUUGAUAGUUGUUUGGCGUUGUUCUUCGUUGUUGAAAAGUUGAAACAACACUCGCGCUGUAAGAAUGUAUUUAGCAGCAAUUUAACCUUUAGUCAUAGCAUGGAAAUGGAGGUAAUUGUCACGUUUGACACCGCAUCAGGAUGCGUAAUUAUUAAAUACCUGAAUGUUACUUUCCUGUGAUGAGAGUGUUUAAUACAUUCAGUUUAGAAAUGCUUGAAAACCUAUAAGUUGCAAGUUCAUGUAAAGUUUGAUGCAUCAAAUCUACCGGUAUAAUGGAAAUUUACUGUUUCUAAUGGAACCUGGCAGCUAUUUUUCAAAGGCGUAAUGAAACUACAUGUUUAGAUUUAAUUUUUUUGGGGUCAUCAUUUAACUAAGCCCUAUUGUUUUUAUUUCUGGGGUAACGCUCCAAGAAAUAGAACCAUAAGUUUCAAACUUACUGUUAUAAAAAUGAAAAAAAAAAAUUAUUUAGCAGUCAUUGUUUAUGAUUUUACCCAAAAGUUUCAGUAAUCUGGAACACUUUGCACAAACGUUACUGUUCUCUCUGAAAAAUGAACCGAGUUUUGUUUUUAGUGAUCACUUUGUGUGUCAAAUUCAACUCAGUGUCCCAGUUACUGUUAAAAAUGAUCAGAUUAUUAAAGACCUUUUCAGUGUUAUUCAUCACUGAUAUAGAUUGGCAAGAUGUUUUGUUAUUUAAUCAAAACAAAUUUAGUUCUUCGUUAUAAAAUUUAUAUUAAUAUGUAUGAAAAUGAGUAAUUCAUUAUUAAUUACAUUUAGACGCAUAUCGCAACCUGAUGAUAUAACACAUUACCACGCUUUUUGAGUCAUAACAAUUUAUAUCAACGAAGUACCGGUAUGCUGUAGGCAUAAAAGUUAAUAUCUUCUGCUCUUUUUAUAUGGUCUAUUUUAUUAAUUGGUGGAACUUUGUAUUUCCUGCCCACCCCCUACUGUGCAUAAAAGUAGUUUAUUUAUUUUAAGCUAGUCCCAAUUUAGUACAGUUCAAGAAGUGCACAAUGAGUAUUAUAGUUUUAUUAAAGAACUAAAGAAUAUUGCUAAUACUACAGCAAAUACAAAGCAAGAUUCCUCCACAAAAACGGCAAAAUUCUCCACGUAACGGUUGGGAACCGUGGGCAUAAUUGUCAAUACAGAAUUUCACCAUGUUUUUCAACCCUAUUCGAAUAGUAAAUUUUCUCAAUCGAUUCUGCUUCAAAUGGUCACAUAUUUUUCAAUCUUCAUUGAAACUGCCAUGGCAAUGGAAUAAAUACACACCGUUCAAUUUCAGAGGAAAGCUUCAUAUUUUAAACUGUUACACAGCUAGCACUGGCAUAAACACAAUUAACCAGUUUGAUGAUUCAGUUUCUGGCAACUUGUUUGUCAGUUGGAACCCUCAGCCCAAAGAAUUGUUCCUCACAGCUUAACACAAUCAUUUCCUAGUUUCGCUGAUUGAGUCUCGAAAAAAAUUUUGGUUGCUAUCCAUGCCUCCAUGUAGUUUAAAAAGGCCACAGUCCGGUCCCCAGGAACUAUCUACCUCUUCAUAAUUUAUUGAACGUUUAUUUUACAAAAUUUAUUUUAUUUGCAACAAUUGAACAAUGAAAUAGAGGCAGCAGGCGUCUUUAUAAAAAACAAUGUAAAAAUACUGAUAUUAAAUAAAAUGGUAAAAGUAAGUAGUGAAAAAAUAAACUGCACAUAUGAACAAGGCUUAUUAUAAUAAAAGUGAUAGGCAUUUACAUUAAAAACUGACACAUAAUUAUUGGUGGAUUUUGAUGGAAAACUCAGGUCUUUGAAGACAGCCUGUCCUAAGCAUUUCAUAAUAUAACAUAAUUCAUUAGUUGAAACUUGUUGCAAGAGACUAUACAACAAGGAUUUAUUUUGAACACAAGAGUGUAGCCAGCCCCAAUUUUUUGCUUGUAUAAUGACGUACGACUCUCACUCGUGCCUUUUGCUCCGAACAAGACUAGAUAAAAGCAGGCACUGAUAUCUUAUAAUAUCUUGAAGAAUUUCUCUACAGACUUACUUCGGUGUCGAAGUUAUCCAAGGUAUACAAGCGCGCAUUUUAUUUAUCUCGAUUGGUGAAAGGAUUAUUGAUAGCAAGCCAGGAAAAGUCAGUUUUCAGUAAAUCGUUCAAGAAUAGAGUAAAAUG